GUUUGUAUAGUUUGUGUAUAUAGGUCCCUGAUACGGCAAAUAUUCAAGAUAAACACAUCAAGCUGAUAGUCCAAAGCAAAGGUCGAAAUUGUUUUACACGUGGUCCUUUCAAGUUAUUGGAGUAGUUAGUUGUUAUAAAGAAGAUGGCAAACUAUUUAAAGCCAGUUGCUGCAGUUUUGGUGCCAAAUAUUGGUGGAUUAUUAAUGGGGUAUAUCACCAGGAGUGAAACCAGGCGUACAACCGGUCAGCUAACUUGGUAUCAGGCAUUGAAAAAGCCUUCUUUCCAGCCACCCUCAUGGAUAGUUGGCCCCGUGUGGACGGCUCUCUACUCCGCAAUGGGCUAUGCCUCCUAUAUGAUCUUCAGGGACGGUGGCGGGUUUGGGGGUAAGGCAGCCCUGCCCCUUGCAGUGUACGGUGCUAACCUGGCCCUGAACUUUGCCUGGGCGCCAUUGUUCUUCAAGGGGCAAAAUCUAGGAUUGGCUUUUGCUGAGAUCGUAGCACUAUGGGGAUCAGUUGUUGCCACAAUUGUCACGUUCCGUGAUGUAAACGUCAACGCCGCCAAGUUGCUUCUACCUUACUUGGGUUGGGUCAGCUUUGCAACUUUUAUCAACUUUAGUUUGUGGAGAAUGAACAAGGACCGAACGGACUAGACUGUGCCUUUAGAUAUAUAAAUGCUAUCUUUACGAGGACCGAACAAACAAGAUGAUGUACCUUUAGAAAUAUUCCUUCUAUAUUAAAAAGACCCCAAAAUACUAUGAUGUGCCUCUUUUAAAUGAUCGUUGUUAACAGAAAGGACCAAAAGUCUAGGCUGUGUCUUUUACAACUUUGCUUAUUAAUAAACAAGACCCGACACGAGUAGGCUUUACAUGCAGAGAUAUUGCUAUUAUAUAAUGGAAAAUGAACAGAUAAUGACUUGAAGGCCUAGAUUGCUCUUUUAACAAUUAAAUGGAACAUGGAGUGAACAUAUCAGACUGUACAUUCGAGAUUUUGGAUCAUGGAUUCAAACGACUUCACUUGCUUUAUAGAUAUUUGAAGAAAGACAUACUACAUUUUAAUUUAAGAGAUAUUGCUACUUAGUCUAUACUAGUAGAUGAUUCUGUAUUCUUUACAAGAUAGUAACUGUUUUUUUUAACAACUUACCGGUUUGUUCUAUCUUCUGCGCGCAUGUAUGUACCAUUAGGCGUUUCUUAUAAGCUUUUGGCGAACUUUGUUUAAUUUACAAUAACGAAGAGAAAUUCCAAAUCUGUAAAAAAUUAUAUACAAUAUUAAAAACCAUAGCUGCGACAAAUCUAAACAUCUUAAUUUUUCGAUUAUGUCAAUUUUUUUUUCCUAAUAAUUGACACUAUUAUUUCGAAAAGUAAAUUAACAACCUGAGACUUGAAGUACACUAACAGCCAUUAUUGUUGAGUUUUAAAUUGAUGAUGAAAGGAAUGCAAAAGACAUUAAUUUCAUUGGUUUGAACAGCUGAUGUACGGAUAAAGAUGUUAAUAUUACAAGUCAUAUUGAGUCAUUUUCUUGAAGGUAAAUCACUGAAAGUAGGAUUUUUGCAAUUACAAAAUGUGUUGAAUUAUUAUGUAGUUUGAGUCUUGCAUCAUCUUAUAUUGUUAUCAAAAUACACAUUGGUUUGUGUUGUUAAUUUAUUGCUUUUGUCAAAAUAUGCAUCAGUUUUAUACGACUUUAUAAACCCUGUGAUAUUUUAUAAACAGUAAUUGUGAAAAUUCUAUUGUAUAUAUUUUCUGAUAAUAAAGCCAUGUUUUGAA
Messenger RNA from Dreissena polymorpha, 1760 nucleotides. RefSeq names its product translocator protein-like. The record is from RefSeq and is a predicted model, not a curated record. Gene Ontology annotation, cellular component: mitochondrial outer membrane. The transcript has 4 exons. Bases 144 to 650 code for a protein of 168 amino acids. Lineage: Eukaryota; Metazoa; Mollusca; Bivalvia; Myida; Dreissenidae.